UGUACAUAUGCAUCUAUGCGGGAUCACAGCAACUUUCUCACCACAAUGAAGAACUCUUGCCUUUUUUUACUGAUCGUCAUGAUGAUUGCAGAAGCCCCUGGUAACAACUGCCCAGAGCAUAAGCGGGAAAAACGAGAUCUGUUGUUGCGUUCCAAGAGAAGGUGGGUUCUUUCCACCUUUGAACUGACAGAGGAAGAUGAAGGACCAUUCCCAAAAAUAUUCACGACGAUGUUUAAUGAUAAAACCAAACUGGCGAAUGACAUACACAAGUUUUCUAUCUCUGGUAACGGUGUGACCGAAGCCCCCAUGGAUGUGUUCUCCAUCAAUGAAACAUCUGGGGUGGUCAUGGUCCGCAAGAAGAUCGACAGAGAGACAUACCCUAUUUUCCAUAUUAAAUUUGAUAUCCUGAACAGAGAAACUGGCAAAAGUAUUGACAAAACUCUGGGCUUUGAUGUCAACAUAAUAGACAUUAAUGACAACCCACCUAGGUUUAAAAGUGAUAUCAUGAGAGCCAAUGUGAGGGAGACCAUUCAAGAAGGGUGGCUCCCAGUGUGGCUGGAAGUAGAAGACAAGGAUGAGGCGAACACCAUCAACUCUACUUUCACCGUCAGGAUUUUGUCACAGGAACCCAAAGAACCGGUGCUGAAAUUAGCGAAUACUCCAAAUUCCAAAAAGUCGCAGCUUUCCUUCGAUGGGUGCUUUGACUAUGAUAAAGUGAAGAAGUACAAGGUCAUUGUUGAGGCGAAAGACCAUGGGAAGCCACCCCUCUCCUCCACUGCUGUGAUCCAUCUGGGUAUUAUGGACGGCAACAGUCAUCUUCCCAGAUUCAAAGAGAGAGAGUACAAAGGGCAGGUUAUGGAGAUGGAGACCAACAAGGAGGUUCUGCGUGUGGGAGUUGAAGAUAAAGACACCCCUAAUACCGCCGCCUGGAGGGCCAAGUAUUUCUUCGUCAAAGGGAAUGAAGACAAAAUCUAUGAUAUUACCACUGAUCCGUUAACCAACGAGGGCAUCCUCACGGUGGUCAAGGGCAGGGAUUUUGAAAGGACAACCAACAGCACCCUGCAGAUCGGAGUGGAGAACGAGGAGGAACUGUUUGUUUGUGCGUCUAAGAAGCCCGGAUACAAAAUAGUCACCCCCAAAACGGACAUCAUCAACAUCACCGUGAAGGUCAUCGAUGUCAACGACCCCCCUAAAUUUGUCAAGAAGUUGACGGACGUGUAUCAGAGAGAGGAGGAUGAACCCGGGCAAAAACUGUUCGAACCAGAGAUCAGUGAUGACGAUUCGGACGUAGACCAAAUCCGGUAUACAAUAAUUGAAGACCUCGCAGGCUGGGCCAGCAUCGACCCCAAGACGGGCAUAGUCCAUGCAGUUAAGAAGAUGGACCGAGAGUCGCCGUUUGUUGACAAAGACAACGUUUACAAAAUCGUAGUCGCUGCCAUAGACAACGGGGAGCCCCCGGCCACUGCCAGCAGCACUAUCCUGGUCCACCUGAGGGACAUCAACGACAACCUCCCAGGGCUGGUCAACAACAGCGGGGUGAUGUGCGUUAACAAGGUCAACACGCUGACGGUUUACGCUUUUGAUUCAGACUUGCCUCCAUUCAGCGGACCAUUCUCCUUCUCUCUGGGGUCGGAAGACAAGGAACUGAAGAAGAAUUGGAAAAUUGACCCUGCCACUGGGGAGGAAGCGGGGCUGGUAAUGCUGAAGAGCCUGCCCUACGGCAACUACUCUAUCCCGCUGGUCAUCAAGGACCAGCAGGGCGGGGGAGGGGCGGAGGACGUGGUGAUAGCGGUGGUCAUUUGCGACUGCGGCGGAGGGGACACAUGCCGCGGGAAGCUGCCGGCCUCGACCAACGUCGGCCCGUCAGUCAUCGGACUCGCAUGCGGUGCACUGUUACUCUUUCUGCUGCUGCUGCUCCUCUUCACGUGUGAAUGCGGCAACAAGUUCCAGAGCAUCACAAUCUCCCAGAGUGAAGGCAACCAGUCGCUCAUUAUGUACAACGAGGAGGGAGGGGGCUCUGCUUGCAAGAUGGAGCCCACCUUCCACCUCACCCACAUCAGCAGCCUGACAGUGACAGAGGGGCAGAAGCUGGAAAGAGCGCAGAUGUCACAGAUGUCUCAGAUGUCUCAGAUGUCUCAGAUGUACGAGACAACCACCGAGGAGGCAGACUACUACCAGAGCUCCGCACCCAGGAUGGUAAACCUCUUCCGAGGUCUGGGACAGGGGCAGCAGCGUAAUGGAGACCCAAGGGAGUCUCACAGGAGCAAUGGCGGUCGGAGCAUGUCCUCGACUUGGAAUUCCAGGAUGAUGUCCGCCAGGAGUGUUUCACGCAAACAGGCCUCCACCCUGCUCUCGGAUCAGCUCAUCGCAGAACACAUAGACACCAAGCUGUAUGAGCUAGGGGAGGUGCCUGGGGACUACCCGAUGUACAGGCCCACUGUGUUCACCCACGAGGGCCAAGGCAGCCGGGCUCAGUCGCUGGACAACCUGUCACUGGACCUGGGGGACGACCUUGAGUUUCUCAGCGAUCUGGGCCCCAAAUUCAAGACCCUGGGAGGCCUCUGUGACAAGAACUUAAAGUAGAAGAACAUACAACUUUGAUAUGUCUGUCAAAGAAAAUGUGGCCUUUGAUGCAGCUUUUGGAAAACAGGGAUCAUCACUUUGUCACCUUGAAAGGAGAAGCAAAGGAAAAUAGAAUAUUGUGAUGAUAUUGUACUGCACAUUUCUUUGAUUAUACUUUGUAUAUAUAUAUAUAAAUAUACAUAUAUAUAUAUAUGUAUGUUUCUCGGGAUAUUGUAUAUAUAUAUAUAUAUAUAUAUAUAUAUAUAUAUAUACACGCUUACGAGCGGGUUAUGCUUCUUCGGGCACUUAUAGUAUAAAGUCAUGGUGUGUGCUGCAUUUCAUUUACAAAAUCUCACAUUAUAUCCCACAUACACAACAACGUUUCAAAAGAAAUAUAACAAAGUUUGCGUGGGUCGUAACUUCAGGAUAACACCCCCCCUCCCCCCAACUCAGCCCAAAUCUCAUUGUGUCCCAAAUUAGGCUGAAACCGGGGGAUCACUUACACUUUAUCAACGUCCAUGGCCCACAUGCACUUAAGAAGUCUGGAUGGUGGUAUUUAAAAGAAUGUUACAUGUGUUUACUUUGCUUUUCGGAUGGUAUCAGUUAAGCUCUGCAAUGUUUUCUUAUUUUUUUUUUUCAUUAUGCAAAUAUUUUGAUGAUUGGUUUGAUCUUAAAUUCAACUUACUUGUAGGUUUUACAGGUUGUUGUACUGACCUGUUUUUUUCUUUAUGUUUAUGAUAAUGCUCCCUCCAGUAAGUACACUGUAAAACCUAACAGUACAUCUUACUAAAAUAACUAAGUAGACGUAACUUAAAUCUCAAAAAUCGUUGGGGUUACUCAUUCACCUGAAUGAACAGAACCUAAGAAUCAAUAAUUGAUAUAAUAACUCUUUUGUUUUGAGUGCUGCUCAAAUAUGGAACAUUUUAAGUCUAACUUAUUUAUUCCAGUGUGUUCCAUUGACUUAUUUAACUUAAAUGUAGCUAUAUCAUUUUCAUUAGACUAUAUAAGCUACACUUUGUGUAAUUAGUUUUUAUUGCUAUCUCUAUUAUUUAUAAUCAUUUCUGAUGAUUAUGCAAUGCCCAAUUAAAACAAAUAAUUACUGUGACAUAAUUUCAAUGAUCACAGUGUAAAGAUUUAAAGUUAAUCACAGAAUAUUGGCAUAAAUAA
Molecule: messenger RNA, 3729 nt
Organism: Gadus chalcogrammus (walleye pollock)
Lineage: Eukaryota; Metazoa; Chordata; Actinopteri; Gadiformes; Gadidae
Gene: cdh26.1
Product: cadherin 26, tandem duplicate 1
Exons: 19
Coding region: 16-2583 (855 amino acids)
Biological process (GO): cell-cell junction assembly; homophilic cell-cell adhesion; cell morphogenesis
Cellular component (GO): plasma membrane; adherens junction; catenin complex
Molecular function (GO): calcium ion binding; cadherin binding
Source: RefSeq, a predicted model, not a curated record